This is a messenger RNA of Fusarium poae, 2064 nucleotides long. RefSeq lists its product as uncharacterized. The coding region runs from base 1 to 2064 and encodes 687 amino acids. The record is from RefSeq and is a predicted model, not a curated record. Lineage: Eukaryota; Fungi; Ascomycota; Sordariomycetes; Hypocreales; Nectriaceae. The transcript is spliced from 2 exons. Gene Ontology annotation, biological process: NADP+ biosynthetic process; NAD+ metabolic process. Gene Ontology annotation, molecular function: NAD+ kinase activity.
AUGACAGGCCUACUUUCACCUACCGCUCUCCACCCAGCUCUUGGCAGCCCCCGAGACCGAGCUGGAGACGACGACGGCUACAGCACCAUGACCCUGUCUCCUGCUUCUAUUCCUUUGCCUUUGCCUUCUCCUUCUCCUCUUAAGAAGACCACAUUUGCCGAUUCUUUGAACUUGACUUCAGACUUUGAACAACAAGCAACGGACCCUUUAAACCCUCAUCCUUCCCUGGAAGACUCCACUUCUUCCUCUGCUUCCACGUCCACUUUGUCAUCUGCCCAAGCUCAAGACCAACAAAAAGAUACGACUUUGUUGAGUUCAUCCUCUUUGGCCGCUUCCCCUUCAUCCCUCCCUCCUUCAACUUCAGAUCAGACUGCUUCGUGGGCUUCUUCUCAGUAUCAAGCUCACCGGUCUAAUUCUGGCCCAAGGGUUUCGACUUCGGUCAUCCGCCACCACAAACCCGACGCUCUAUCUCUCGCACUCCCGCCUUCUUCUUCCAAGAUGAUUUCCACAGAAACUUCAGAGUCGGGCUCUCAGUCACACUCACAGCCAGCUUCUGCUGCUGUUCCUGUUCCCGGUCUCUCCAGCGUCCUCAAUAAUUCCACCUCUGCUACCCCCUCGCAGAGUUUAACUGAUGCGCUUAAUGACCUUGCCAAGUCUCGCUUGCCUACCGCUGGCCUAACACCCACUACUGCUCGCACUUACACCUCAGCCACCAGCAACGACACAACUACUUCUGACGCAGCAGCUACCAUUCUUGCCUCAACUCUUCAGUCGCCAUGCUUCUACCACCAGCGCUUCGCUGAUGCUGUCGACAUCAACAAAGUCCUGGAGGAGAUUAAGAACGAUGUUUCCAUGUCCCAUUCGCGCCUCGUUGCGACUGCAACUGGUGUUCGCGAAGUCUCCAAACAACUUCAGCGUCGUCCCAUCAAGCGCGCUGUCCGCAACAUCAUGAUUGUCACAAAGGCACGCGACAAUCAAUUGGUCUACCUCACCCGCGAGCUUGCUGGCUGGCUCCUGCGAACCCCACGCUAUGGCUCCGACCUCGGCGUUAACGUAUACGUUGAUGCUAAACUCCGUAAUUCGCGACGCUUCGAUGCAUCUGGUCUGCUGGCCGAGAACCCUCGCUUCCAGCACAUGCUCAAGUACUGGACUCCCGAUCUGUGCUGGAGCCAGCCUGAAAAGUUUGAUCUCGUCUUGACUCUUGGUGGUGAUGGCACUGUUCUCUUCACAUCGUGGCUCUUCCAGCGAAUCGUCCCUCCUGUGCUCUCGUUCAGUCUCGGCAGCCUCGGCUUCAUGACGACAUUUGAAUUCGAGAAGUACAAGGAGCACCUCAACAGAGUCAUGGGUGAUGACGGUAUGAAGAUCAACCUUCGUAUGCGAUUCACCUGUACUGUUCAUCGCAAUAACCGCGGCGCUGGAGCUCUUGACGCGCCCAAGCUCGAGGAGCCUGAGCAAUUCGAGGUUCUGAAUGAGCUCGUCAUCGAUCGUGGCCCUUCUCCCUACGUUUCUAACCUUGAAUUGUAUGGAGACGACGAACUUCUCACUGUUGUGCAAGCUGAUGGUUGUAUUUUCUCUACCCCAACCGGUUCUACAGCAUACUCCUUGUCAGCUGGUGGUGCCCUUGUCCACCCUGAUAUCCCUGCCAUUCUUCUCACCCCCAUUUGCCCUCACACGCUCUCCUUUAGACCUAUGGUCCUCUCCGAUACCAUGGCCCUUCGCGUCGUUGUUCCGCGCAACUCACGAGCCACUGCCUACUGUGCUUUCGAUGGUAAGGGUCGUCUGGAGCUCCGACAAGGAGAUUGUGUCACCAUCACUGCCUCCCAGUACCCCUUCCCUACUGUCACCCGCACCGACACCGAAUGGUUCGACAGUGUCAGCCGUACUCUCCGCUGGAACGUCCGCGCUUCUGCCCAGAAGCCCUUUGACGCCGAAGUUGCUGAAGACGGCAAGGACGAUGACGAGAUCGGCUGGGAUAUCGACACUGAUAGCGCAUGUUACGCCAGUGAGGAUGGGAGCGUCAGUGCCAGUCCCAUCCGUCGACAAAUGAGCCUCCUGGGUCUAUGA